Molecule: messenger RNA, 540 nt
Organism: Protomyces lactucae-debilis
Lineage: Eukaryota; Fungi; Ascomycota; Taphrinomycetes; Taphrinales; Protomycetaceae
Exons: 1
Coding region: 77-397 (106 amino acids)
Cellular component (GO): mitochondrial large ribosomal subunit
Molecular function (GO): structural constituent of ribosome
Source: RefSeq, a predicted model, not a curated record
CAUCUGGAAACUCAAAAUUGUCAAAAGCAGACAGCAGCACAUCAAGACGAAAGCAUACCCGCCGUUACGCCGUAUCAUGCUGCUCACAAAGUACCUCUCAGCGGUAUCUGCAUCAUUCUCGCCCUUUGCGCGGUCCAGCAAAUCAGCACGGCUCUUCCUUACGCUUCUCGUCAAGGAAACCGCAAGACAGGCGAAUCCAACAAAAAUCACAACGCAGCUAUUGCCGCUGCAGCGGUUCAUUCAGGGUAGCCCACCUGUUGCGAGUGGCUUGCUUAAGGUCACGUAUAAGGAUGGCAAGGUCAUGGAGCUGGAUUGUUCAGGGAAGCCUAUUAACAGCGUGGUUGAAAUGGUGAAUACGCACUCAAAGACAUUGCAGCUCAAGGAACAAACUUCCUGAGUAUAGAUGACUCAUGCAAGGCGGUGUCGGGUGUCGAGCGUAGUGCUGCGCCUGGUGAUCGACUUUGGGCCAGAUGCGCCUCCAGCCAGGUCUAGCAUCGCUGCAUCGCACCGCCAGCUGUCCAUGGCACCCUCAAGCAGAGU